Molecule: messenger RNA, 2559 nt
Organism: Alternaria atra
Lineage: Eukaryota; Fungi; Ascomycota; Dothideomycetes; Pleosporales; Pleosporaceae
Exons: 1
Coding region: 1-2559 (852 amino acids)
Biological process (GO): transmembrane transport
Molecular function (GO): transmembrane transporter activity
Source: RefSeq, a predicted model, not a curated record
AUGGUUGAGGAUGUAGAGGAUAUGGUGAAAGAAGCCGUCGAAGUUGCUGAUGUCGUUGAUGAUCGAGCCCAAGUGGAAGAACUAUACGCAAUCAUCGAGGGAGCGAGAAGCGUUGUACAUGAUGCUUCCACCGAGCCCGGAUAUCUCAUGACAACCGCGCUCCCUCUGAAGGUAUCUGGGUCUUCAAGUUCUUCUUCUCGCCAUCAAAACACAAAUCCGUCUCUCAUCGCCCAUCAGAGUGGCGUAGAUGAUGUCGCUCCCGACGUCUGUCUGCCACACGAUCUGCCGAGAGCCUCAGUGUCCUACGAUUGGGCCUACUCGAACCAAAACGUUCGAAAAGAAGAGAGUUCCUCUACGUCGUCAUGCUCGUCCAGUGAUUAUGAAAGCGAGCGAGACCAUGUCGAUUUCGACACGCGAAGCAAUCUAGACCUGCCAAAGUUGGUUCAGACAGCUCCAAGAGAACACAUAGAUUUUGUUCUUCGCCCUGUAGGCCGAAACGAGUCUCGUGGUCGUUCUCGCCGACGUAUUACCGGCAAUUCCACAGCGCAUCGACGUAGUCGCCACCGAAGUCAUGAGCAUAUAUCUAGACCAAGAUCUCGGCCCAAACCAAGAGAUGACUCAGGUUUCGGCGAGACGGAUACCUCUCUCGACGAGGACGAUACGCCGUCGAAGCCAUGUGGCCAUGAACUCACGGUACGAGAGCAGGUACAUCAUCACACGUUCAGUCUCCGACGACAUCACCGCAGACAGCCGAUUGCGCGAAAUUGGUCCACAGGCAAGAAGCGUCUUACUGCUAGUAUUGCAUGUAUCAACACAGCUCUGCUUGGCAUUAUCAUCGGUAUCUACGCGGGUGAAGUACCUCGCAUACAAUACUCCCUCGCGGAUGAACGCCAUGUCACAAUCAUAGGCAAUGCUGUACUUUACGCUGGGCUUGCUAUCUCAACCUUUUUUGCCUGGACACUACCUCUCCUACACGGACGCAAACCCUAUAUCCUCGCUGCUCUGGCAAUCGCCUUACCACUCCAAUUUCCCCAGGCCAUUGUCGUCAGCGGCUUUCGCAACAAAGACACGAAGUAUCGUGUCGGGCUUCUGCUUUCCCGUGGCGUAUCUGGCCUCGUUUUUGGAUUUGCAAAUGUCAAUUACAUCACCGUGCUACUUGACCUCUUUGGGGCCUCUCUACAGUCCAAGAACCCUCACCAAGAGUUCGUCGUCGCGAACGAUGUCCGUCGCCACGGUGGAGGUAUGGGCAUGUGGCUCGGCAUUUGGUCAUGGUGUUGGAUCGGAUCUCUAGCCGUUGGCUUUCAGAUCGGCGCGGCGGUUAUCGAGAAACUGACACCAGAUUGGGGGUUCUACAUCGUCGUUGUGAUCAUCGCUCUUGCCCUCAUUCUCAACAUCAUGACUUCGGAAACGCGACGUGCACCAUUCCGAAAAUCAGUGACUGAGGUAUAUGAUAGAGACGAAAACUAUAUCACAAGACGUGUGAGCCGGGGAGAAGUGAAAUUACACAUCGGAACUGAAGGGCCGAAGUAUUGGUUUGAAGAAGUGUGGGCAGGCAUCAAACUGAUGGCAAUGAUGCUUUGUCAACCUGGUUUCCUCGUUCUGGCACUCUACCUGGGAUGGAUAUACGCACAGGUCGUACUUGUGAUUGUCCUGCUUGGUGCCCUCCUGUCGCGAGACUACAGAUGGAAACCGACAAAGGUGGGUGCAGGGGUUAUAUCCAUAGCCAUCGGCGCCUUCCUUGCGAUUCCCCUGACAAAAGCCGGUAUCUUCUCUCGGGAGCGGAAAAGCGCAUUUCGUACCGAUUCUAUGACGUUCCAGAAACAAGUUACCUGGUCGAGCCAUCUUGUCCGCCGCGCUAUCUUUACGCUCACACUCCCUCUGAUGGGCAUGGCGUACACUGUCUCUUCGGCUAGUCGCCCUCAACCAUGGCUUGUGCCGAUUGUUUUCGCUGGCGCUGUAGGCUUUCUCAGUAUUCUCGCUAUAGCUGAGUGCCACGGCCUGAUGAUGGAAACAUUCGACACAUGUGAUCUACAACCUGGAGUUAAUACGCGACAUCGCCUGCAAAGCAUGGCCGUACAAGAUCGCAGGAGAAGGACGAAUUACACCUCCUUUCCGCGUGUUACGGCUGGUAUCUUUAGCAGCCAAAUUAUCGCGUUCAUCCUCGCCGCUGUUGCAACGAUGGUAGGCGGCAAUAUGACACGGAAUCUUGGCGCUCAGAAGUCCACCGGGACUACGGCAGGCAUCCUGUUUGCUCUCACUGUUCUUCUUAUCCUGGUCCUAUACCGCUUCAAGUCCGUACAGGUUAUCCCUAAUCAUACAUUUGGAACCAGGCGCGACACGGCAGCCUGGCAAGAAUUCAAAGACCUGGAAAAAAUUGGCCGAGGCAGUGACUGGAAGCCUGUUGUCAUUGGAAAUCCGAGUGGCAAGAUGAGGAGAAUGAGUGCGCUUGAGUUGGGGGCGUUGAGUCGCUGGACAGAGAUUCGGAAAUUGAACUUUCUAAUCAAAGGAGUCAUGUUAGGACAGCCAAAGGAGAAGAAGAGCUUUAGAGAUAGUUGGUGA